CGUUUUUGGAAAUCGCUUAACGAGGCGUUUAUGGGGAAUUAACGGUGGGGAAAGAAUAAAAAGGGAGGUGGUAGGUGGACGUGCUGCUGCUGGUGGUCGCCUUCACGCAUUUUUAUUUUACCCCUUCCUCCCUUAGGAAUCGUUAAACGCGACACCUUGGAUCGGCGUCCCACUUUUUAUCGGCGUUUACGCCAUUAUAGAUCGCCGUAAUGAAUCAUUGAAGAGCGUAAAAAAUGAACGAGACACUUUCAAGCGCGACCAACUGUUUCAAGGAGGAAUGUGUCCAUAAGGUGGAGCGGCGCAGUGAUGUUGUUUGACCGAAAUAUUUGCCUCGAUCGCUUGUAACAAGGUGUCCAAUUGCAACCGCGUCACCUCGGCGUCCACGUACGAGCCAACGAAACCAAAUAGGCGUGUGAAUAAAAACGUUUUCUGGGCUGUCGACGCCAAGUAGUGCGGACGCGACUGCCGAGCCACCUUAAGAGGGCGGGUCGAACGUCCGGGAAGUGACAGUUGUGUCAGCCAAUGGCACCGGUCGACAAGUAAAGAUUGACAGGCUUUUUAUCAAACCAGCCAUCGGAUGUGGUCUGUUCCCAACCAAUAAUGAAGUUGUUAGGGGUGGGCACAUUAGUGUCGGCGAGGUUUAAUGAGACUCCAUUGGAUUGUAAUCAGCGUCAUGUCGGAUUCGGUGUAAACUACAACAGUGGAACAAAAUGGCGACUGUUUAGGUGACGCCACUUUUUAACGCCGCUAACGUUUUAAACAGCAUGAUCUGUCGUGUGCUGCUGUUGUUGUUUUUUUAUUUAUUUUUAUUUUUAUUAUCCAGCUCGGAUUCACUUGGAGCACAAGAUUUAGAGACGGCGUCAAGGUCAGUUCCCGGUCGUGGAAUUUAACAGUGGCACUUUUCCCCUCAAACGUCAGUCGUCCUUACAGGCCGGAUUUGACGAGCCAUUUUGGAGGGCUCCGUGGAACGUACCUUUUUUGGACCUCGCCAAAGGAUGUGGAAGUACCCGUUGGCGCUUGGCAGCAGGCGGGAUUGCGCACGGAUGGCGUUUUUGUGAGUCUCCAGGUCCAACCAUGGUGAAACUCGCCAACCCUCUGUACACGGAGUGGAUUCUGGAGGCCAUACAGAAAAUCAAGAGGCAGAAGCAGCGGCCCUCGGAGGAGAGGAUUUCCCACGCGGUGGGCACGUCGCACGGACUGGACCGGAAGACGGUCCUGGAGCAGUUGGAUUUAAGUGUUCACGAUGGCUCUGUUCUCAAGGUUACCAACAAGGGUAGCACCUCGUACAAGGACCCGGGGAUCACCAGGAGAGCGGGAUCCAUCCCGCCUCCCGCCUCGCCUAUGCCGACAAAGGAUUCUAUAUGGGGUUCCGGCGAUCUCCGCCACCUUGAUUGGAAUAAGAUCUUGCACAGGGCCAUUGAGGGCCUGGACGACACGCACGGCUCCUCGCUCAAAAACAUCGAGAGGUACCUGAGGAACCAGGACGACCUGGCCGAGGCGGCUGACAACCCGGCCUUCCGCCAGCGCUUGCGGCUGGCGGCCAAGCGCUCCGUUAACAGCGGCAGACUGUUCAAAAAUGGCCCGCGGUACCAGCUCGGAGGGCGCGGCGGCACCGUCAGCAGGACGCCCAGGUGUCCGAUGGCCGCCCCUUUGCUGCUGAUGUCGGCGACGCUCCUAGCGCACGAGCGAGAACAGCUGCGGGUCGACCCCAUCCCAAUAUGCAGUUUCUGUCUGGGCACAAAAGAGUCCAACCGAGACAAGCGUCCAGAGGAUCUUCUUUCUUGCGCCGAUUGUGGGAGCAGCGGGCAUCCCUCGUGUCUGAAGUUCUCCCCCAAGUUGACCUCCCACGUGAAGCGAUUACGGUGGCAGUGCAUCGAAUGCAAAACCUGCAGUUCCUGCCGAAUACAGGGGAAAAAUGCAGACCAGAUGCUCUUCUGCGAUUCGUGUGACCGGGGCUUCCACAUGGAGUGCUGCGAGCCGCCCAUUUCCACAAUGCCUAAAGGAACGUGGCUGUGCCAGUUCUGCAGGCCCAAGGACAACGGAAAGAAGCUGCUGCACCGAAAAGCCGACGAGAUCAAACGGCGAUACGCAAAGCCCAUCGGAAGACCCAGGAAUAAGCUCACGCCGCAAAUGUGUCUAAGCAGCCGUGAUGGUUCCAUGGUGGCACUCGGAGGAAGGGGGUCACCCGGUAGGGGUCCGAAGUUUAGCGCGCGUACCUCAUCCCGUCAUGCCGCAUCUGUGAAGGACGCCAGAGGCUGCUCGGCUAUUCCAGACGCCACCCGAUUCACCAUCCCAACCCCCACCUCCUCCACCGUCACCGCCGUCACCCCCCUCCUCACGCCCUCCUUCGCCACCCCAGCUGCGUUCGGCGUUAACAAGAAAACCAAAGGGCUCAUCGACGGGCUUUCCAAAUUCUUCACCCCUUCCCCCGUGGGGCGUCGCUCGCGAGCCGUAGCCGCCGAGUCGCCCGCCGACAAACGGUUAGGCGUGGCCGCUCCAGUCGCCGCCAGUCACCAGAUAGCGCCCUCGUGUGCGCUCCCCGCCGCCGCCGCCCCCCCAACAUCGCUGGGAUUUAGCCCGCCCUCGCAGGUGUCCUCCGCCUCCACCUCGGCUAACUCGCCCCAGAGCUCUUCCAGCCAGUCUAGCGCUCCCUCCCUGGGUAGCCUCUGCAAUAGCAGCCAGCUCAAGGGACUGUUUGACGGACUCUCGCACAUUUACGCCACUCAGGGACAGUCGCGGAAAAAGAGGCUGGCGUGCUACACGCCGCAAAAGCGGGACUCGCCACACGCGUCCAAAGCCCAGUUCCACAGAAAGAACGAGUUUAGUAAAAACCGGCUCGGCUCCACGUCACCCGGGUCGGGGCGACCCCCAGGACACGCCUUUAAGUUGGUGGGCCAUUUCAAGCGCAACCCCUUCCUUAAAAAACGCAGGACGCUAGGCAGGCUGAGGUAUAAGGUGAGCCCCCCGAAGGGAGCGCCCUCACCAGAGAAAGGAGACUUGACAGACGCAAGAGUUAAGCCAGAGAGUAAUCAUGGCCACAAAAGGGAGCUGCGGGUGAAGCAAGAACCCCCCCGCGCCAGCUCGGCGGCCAUGUCUGGCGAGCACGUGACCGACGAGGACGUGGAGAUGUUCGCCAGCGUCCGAGAAGUCGCCGCCCAGAGGACGGGCUGUCAAACGAACGCCAACGCCACGCGAUGUCCGGCUGUCAUUGAAUUUGGGAAGUACGAAAUCCAAACGUGGUAUUCGUCACCGUACCCGCCUGAAUAUUCAAGAUUACACAAGCUUUAUCUGUGCGAGUUCUGUCUGAAGUACAUGCGAAGCAAAAACAUUCUCCAGAGGCACACCAAGAAGUGCGGCUGGUUCCACCCGCCGGCCAACGAGAUCUACCGAAAAGGUGGCCUCUCCGUCUUUGAGGUUGAUGGAAAUGUCAGCAAACUCUUCUGCCAAAACCUUUGCCUGUUAGCCAAGCUUUUCCUGGAUCACAAGACGCUGUAUUACGACGUGGAGCCGUUCCUCUUCUACAUCCUCACAAAGAACGACCACAAAGGCUGUCAUCUCGUUGGCUAUUUCUCCAAGGAGAAGCUUUGCCAGCAGAAGUACAACGUCUCCUGCAUAAUGAUCAUGCCUCAGUACCAACGGCAAGGAUUUGGACGCUUCCUUAUUGAUUUCAGUUAUCUUCUGACCAGGCAAGAAGGACAAGCCGGCUCCCCCGAGAAGCCGCUGUCAGAUCUGGGCCGCUUAUCCUACCUGGCGUAUUGGAAAAGUGUCAUUCUGGAGUACCUUUAUAGGCAGCCGGAUAAACACGUCAGUGUUAAAGGCAUAAGCAGGGCCACGGGGAUGUGUCCGCACGACAUCGCCGCCACUUUGCAGCACCUCGGCAUGAUUGACAGACGGGAUGGACGAGUGGUGCUGAUGCGAAGAGAACGACUGAUCCACCGGCACAUGCAGAGACUGCGGACCGACCCGCGUCGUCACAAGGUGGACCCCGAAGCCCUGCGCUGGACGCGCUCCACGUCGCUCGACGCCGUCCUGUCCGAGGACGAGCGAGAAGCGGAGAUGGAUGCUGAGCAGGCCAGCUGCUGGGUGAAAGAAGAGCGAGGUAGCCACGCGGCGACUCACGCCCGCAGACAGACGCUCACCAAGAUGCACUGUAAGGUGCCCUACAGGACGUACGAGCGGCGCCACGCUUCGUCGUGGAGCAGACGCGUUCAGCCGCCCCGGGACGUCAGCGACCACGUUGACGACGACGACGACGAAGACGAAGAAGAAAUGAACGAUGACGUGGACUCCGACAGCUUGCCGCCCGUGCUCACAAAGGCGCAUGCCAUGCUGGCGGCCAAGCGAAAGAGGAGCAAGAGGGGCCGCAAGAGAAAGAGAAUCAACAGCAGCGUCACAACGGAGACCAUUUCCGAGACCACCGAGGUCCUAAACGAGCCCUUCGAUAACUCUGAGGACGAGGGUCCCAUGCCGCGAUUGGAGCGCACCCGCGGCGUGCGCGCCAUGGAACAAGAGGAGGAAGAGGAGGAGAACAAGACCCCGAUCGCACCCGUGAAACGGCGGCGAGGUCGACCGAGGCUGAAAGAAAAGAUGCAGAGAGAUAACCUUCAGCACUGGAAUGAAGAUGCUGACGUCGCCUCCAAGGGACCCGGCAGACCUCGUCCAGUCAAGCGAAAGAAAGGCUGGCCCAAAGGAGUCAAACGAGGCCCGCCAAAAUGGCGCCUGAAGAACGAGCGCAAAAUGGGCUUCAAGCUGAACCUUUACACGCCGCCCGAAACGCCCAUGGAGGCGGAGCAGCACCGUAUCCAGUUCGAGGAUGUGCAGGGCGAAGCAGACCGAGAGCUCCAUGGCGGCAGGGUGGCCAGACGCUUCCGGUCGGAGCCCCCGAGCCCGGCUGACCGUCCCUCGCCCAAGUCGAGGUCCCCCGUCGGAUCGCCCGCCGCCUCCCCCAUCGCCGUGUCACCCGGGAACGAGGACGGUGAUGACUCGCCGAAACGCCGAGAUGAUGAGCUGCAAGAAAGUGAGCCUGAGCUGGACUCGCCGACCAAAGAUGUGGAUCGCAGAACUGAAGUCGCCGCAUCGCCUCAUAAUCAGAACGAGGAUGAGGAGGAGCAGAUGACGGUAACGGAAGAUGCGAACGAAAACCAAGGCCACGUGAAGGCAACGGAGCGUGAGAGCAACCAGCUGGAGGCCCCGCAAGCUUCUAAAGUAAUUUGUGAAAGUUUCUUAGCCCAGGAGGAAGACCGUGAGGUUGCGUCAAGUCAGCAAAAAGAAAACGCCACGCAUGUCGCGGAAUGCAUCCAUGAUGCGGAGGGGAAGACAAAAGAGGUUUUGCCACCCCCUCCAAGCAAAGUAGCAGCUGGCGAUUCCGAGUCGGAAGAGGAGAGCGCGCCCAGUCCUCGACAAGGUCACGCCCCGCCUCCGACCACCAAGAGCCCGCCCCUCAGUCCCACUCUCAGGGACAGCCCCCUGAUCUGCACGGAAAUCGACUCGGAGACGGCGCGGGCCGUCCGGUCCCUGGCACGAGAGAGCGAGCGGGACACGGCGUACCAGGACUGCGUGGAGAGCCAAGACGCCUGCAGGAACGUGCACGCCUACGCCCCCGUGACUCCGCUGGAGGACCGCCCCCAGUCGGAGCACAGCAGCCCGCUUUCGUCGGCGCAGUCGCAUCCCAGCCAGUCGGUCCGCUCCGUCAACAGCCCGGCCGUAUCCAUCCUGGAGGCGGGGGGCUACGCGCAGAUCAGCCCUGACCACAGCGCCAUCUCGGUGCCGUCCAUCCACAACAUGGAGACCAGCCCCAUGAUGGACGUGCCGUCGGUGUCGGACCACUCGCAGCAGGUGGUGGACAGCGGCUUCAGUGACCUGGGCAGCAUCGAGAGCACCACCGAGAACUACGAGAACCCCAGCAGCUACGACUCCACCUUGGGGGGCAGCGCCCCCCAGGGCGGCUGCCCCUACGGCGGCAUCGCUCCCGGCGGGCUGGCCCAGAGCAGCUGCGCCGUCAGCCAGCAAAUGGCCGCCGUCAACCCGGGAGGCUGCGGCAUGAUCCAGCAGAAUAGCCUGAGCUCCCCGCCGCAAUGCAACGUCAAGUCGCCGCAGGGCUGCGUGGCGACGGCCGAGCGGCCGCCCAGCGCCAGUCAGCGCGGCCAGCCGCACGGCAGGCACGGCCCCCACAAUCAGCACAAUCAACACAAUCCCCACAACCAGCAUAGUCACCACCACAAUCACCACCUGCAGCACAAUCAGCUCAGCCAGCACAAUCAGCCAGCCGUGCACAACCUCCACAAUCAGCACGCCGCGCAGGACGCCAGCGGUGCCCAGUGCGCCCUCCCCGCCAACUUCGCAGGCGUGCAGCUGCCCGACAUCACGGAAUCGGGCAACCCCAAUUUCGCCCUCUAUGAGAGGAUCAACCACCAGGGCGAGUACGCCGGCGGCCACUACCCGCAGUCGUCGGGCCUCACCCUGGCCAAGCUGCAGCAGUUCACCAACACCUUCAUGGAGCAUCCCCGCUCGCUGCCUUUCACCCACUCGCCGUCUCACCCCAUCACGUCCUACGCCAACACCCCCUCGCUGUCCUCGCAGCACUCGGGCCUGGUGUCCCUGUCGCAGACCCCGCACCGCGUCCCCAACCCCCAGGUGCAGGCGACCAUGACGCCGCCGCCGGCCAUGAUGCUUCAGCGCAACGUGGGGAUGCCUCCGGCCCAACGCGUCCAGUCCCAGACGCUGACCAAGAGUCACGCGUCGGCGCGCUCCAAGUCGGCGCCGCUCACGCACCACCAACACCACCAACACCACCACCACCAUCACCACCACCACCAGCAACAGCAGCAGCACCAGCAGCAGAUGUACGCGCGGCAGACCCAGGGCGUGGCCAUGCAGGCGCCGGCCCGGACGCUGGCGGCCAUGCCGCGCGUCAACAUGAGCGUCAACAUCAUGCCGGCGCCGGCCUACAACUCCAUGAACAUGCCCUCGCUCAACGCCAUGAACGGCUACGGCAUGAGCCAGCCCAUGAUGAACAGCGGCUACCACGGCAACCACGCCGCCUACAUGAACCAGUCGCCCCAGUACUCUAUGCAGAUGGGCAUGAUGGGAACGCAGCCAUACGCCCAGCAGCCCAUGCAGGCGCCGCCGCACGGCAACAUGGUGUACACUCCGGCCGGUCACCAUGGCUACAUGAACCCGGGCAUGUCCAAGCAAUCGCUGAAAGGGUCUUUCAUCAGGCGGUAGCCCGCCGCCGCUGCGUCUUUUCGCUUUAGAUGCACUGAUAUGGCCUUUGCUCUUCUGCUUUGUGUGAUCGACACUACUCGGAAAAAAAAAAAAUGUUGAGGAGAGGUUGGACUUUUGGGUGAAAUCUCAGGUUGAACAUCAAAUACACGUAACUUGACCAUCUCUAAAGUCGGAAUGCACUUGUCUGACUGGUGAAAGUUUGCAGAUGAUUAAUUCACCAGGAGCCAAACCUGGAUGGAGCUCGGACCGUUUCGUUUCUAUUGAGCUUUUGCCGUUCCCAAAUGAACUUUUUUUUGUAUUGUUAUUUUAAUAAACGCAUCGAUGAUGGUGAAUCUGAAAUCAGACCAGGCUGGCAGUGGUCAAGAAAAAAGACUGCCUCCGGUUGCGCGCUUUAGCUUCUUCCUGAAAUUUCACCCAAAAUGCAGACGUCCCUCAUUUUUGGGAGUUGUGUAAAUAAAUAUAUAGAUUUUUAUUUGUUUUUCCUUCUUUAAAGACAAAAACCAGCAGCAGCACUUGGAAAGAAUGCAAAUAUUUUCAUUCAAAAAAAAAAAAACAAAAAAAAAAGCUAAUUUUGUUCGUCCAAGAUGGGAAGCCUUACAACAUGGUGAUGUUGAAAAUGAAAUUCUAUUUAAUUAGCGGCAGGUUCAGCGGCUGUGAGGUCGGCUUACCGUCGCCACAUAGCAGCCUCCCACGGAAGCCAUUUUUCUUUUCAUGUGCCUGCUCACGAGUGGAACCUGUUCGGUGUGUUAACUGUCCAACAGUGCUCACGCGCAAACCAUUUAGUUUGUACCAUAUUCACGCCUUUGUAUAUUUAAAUUAUUGUACUAUUUUUUUUUUUUUGGGAGGGGGGGGUCAAGUGGCAAACCUUUAGCAUGCUUGGGUCUCUCCUUUAGUGACAGUGCAUUGAGUAGUACUGUACAAGUGUUGUGCUUAACAAAUAGCAAGCCAUUUUCAAGCUACCGGGCCUUUUAUUAGGUGAAAAAAAUCAAAAUUAUAUUUUGUUAAUGCUAAUAAUGUAAAAAAAAAAACAAACAAAAAAAACAACUGUAAAACUUAGUCCUGUUUUCUGUUGCGCUUUGAGAGGUUUUAUUGCUCUAUGUGUGUAUAAUUCUAAAGUCUUUUUGUAACAGAUCUCCUCGAGGCAGCUUUCUGUUUAAUAAAGCAAGACGGAUUUCUGUCCAAA
Molecule: messenger RNA, 8407 nt
Organism: Hippocampus zosterae (dwarf seahorse)
Lineage: Eukaryota; Metazoa; Chordata; Actinopteri; Syngnathiformes; Syngnathidae
Gene: kat6b
Product: K(lysine) acetyltransferase 6B
Exons: 17
Coding region: 1075-7224 (2049 amino acids)
Biological process (GO): regulation of DNA-templated transcription; nucleosome assembly
Cellular component (GO): nucleosome; MOZ/MORF histone acetyltransferase complex
Molecular function (GO): histone acetyltransferase activity; DNA binding
Source: RefSeq, a predicted model, not a curated record